Molecule: messenger RNA, 1290 nt
Organism: Quercus robur (English oak)
Lineage: Eukaryota; Viridiplantae; Streptophyta; Magnoliopsida; Fagales; Fagaceae
Exons: 5
Coding region: 175-1104 (309 amino acids)
Source: RefSeq, a predicted model, not a curated record
ACAAGUGGCCUUCCUUUCAAAUCUAAUUUGUGCAUUUUGUCAUUUUCUCCUCUCUUCGGAUGGGAUCUUCUCAACCUCAGAGUAUCUCUCUCUCCAUAAACAAAAAGAAAUACAAAAAAGAAGCCAAGAUUAUGUCCUUUUUACUCCAAGAAGAAGACACAGGUAGGGUUAGGCAUGGUGGGCAUGGCCAACGCACUAACACUCUCAUUCUCUUCUUCUAGCUCUCUUAAUCUUAUUCUUUGGCCUCACCACCACCUUUCAAUACCUAAUUGGAGUUGGAGAUACAAACGCACUCCUACAAUGGCCAUGGCCAUGGCCAAAGUGGUCCCAGCCGUAAUUGUGGGCAGCGGACGAGUGGGAAGGGCAUUGCAGGAAAUGGGCAACGGUCAGGAUUUGGUGGUGAAGAGAGGACAGUCCGUGCCUCUUGAUUUCGAGGGACCCAUCUUCGUCUGCACUAGGAAUGAUGAUCUUGACGCCGUUCUUCAAGCCACUCCUCCCUCCAGAUGGAACGAUUUGGUAUUUUUCCAGAAUGGAAUGCUGGAGCCAUGGCUUAAUAGUAAAGGUCUAAGUGAUGCGGAGCAAGUGUUAGCCUAUUUUGCAGUUUCAAAGCUUGGAGAAACCCCUGUGGAUGGAAAGACUGAUACCAAUCCUGAAGGACUAACUGCGGCUUAUGGCAAGUGGGCCCCUGCUGUUGCUGCAAGGUUGCAUGCUGCUGCCCUUUCUUGCAAGGUUCUGGACAAGGAAGCGUUUCAAAAGCAGAUGUUAGAAAAGCUGAUAUGGAUAUCAGCAUUCAUGCUUGUGGGAGCUCGUCAUCAAGGGGCCACUGUUGGUGUUGUGGAGAAGGAGUACCGCUCUGAAGUCUCUAGCCUUAUAGUAGAACUCACUUCUGCAGCAGCUGCCGAGAAAGGUUUAGUAUUUGAUGAGGCUAUGGAGGAUAGAUUAUGUGCAUACUCCCGAGCUGUUGCCCAUUUUCCUACGGCAAUUAAAGAGUUCAAAUGGAGGAAUGGUUGGUUCUACUCGCUCUCAGAGAAGGCAAUUGCACAAGGAAAACCUGAUCCAUGUUGCCUUCAUACAGCGUGGUUGAAAGAAUUGAAAAUUGUCUAGAAAAUGGAACUCUGAAUGUUACAUUGGAUACCCACGCUUAUAGUUCUCUUGUAAUGGUCGUUGGUGCUUUUUUGAUACUUGUUAUGAACGAGGUACGUUCCACACGGGAAUUUUCUGAUUUAUAAUGCUAUUGUUUAAAGAAAAAGAAUCAAAUAAAAAGAGAAAAAACAAAGAAAAUUAACAAGA